Messenger RNA from Macadamia integrifolia, 447 nucleotides. RefSeq lists its product as uncharacterized. The coding region runs from base 1 to 447 and encodes 148 amino acids. The transcript is spliced from 2 exons. Lineage: Eukaryota; Viridiplantae; Streptophyta; Magnoliopsida; Proteales; Proteaceae. The record is from RefSeq and is a predicted model, not a curated record.
AUGUGCAUCGAUUACCAGGAACUGAACAAGUUGACCAUUAAGGACCAGUAUCCAUUGCCGCACAUCGACGGCCUGUUUGAUCAACUGCAAGGUGCUAAGGUACAUCCAUCCAUCAGACAAGAGGUGAUAGUAAAACAAUCUUUGGAUCUUGAGCUGCAAGGGAUCAAGCUAAAGAUUCAAGAGCAGACGAUGAAUGACCCUGACUUCACAGUAGCCAGUGAUGGGGCAUUGCUAUUUCGGGAUAGGUUGUGUAUGCCUGAUGACAUGGAGAUACAAGAUAAGAUUGUGAAGGAGGAACAUAGUUAUGAACACUCGCUUCAUCCUGGAAGUAUAAAGAUAUAUAAAGAUCUUAAACAAAGCUAUUGGUGGCCAGCAAUGAAGACCAUUGUUGCCUUGUACAUAGAAAAAUGUCUCAUGUGUCAGAAGGUCAAGGCAGAAAGGCAUUGA